AUGGAAGAAGAAGAUACGUACUUACCAGAAAACCACCCAUUACAACAAUACUUUCGAGAAAUCGGAGUUCCGGAUGUUGCUACUUGUGAAAUCUCCAAAAGGCCUACUAUCACUACCACUACUACCUUUCUGAUGAAAAAGUUUGCGUAUAUCUUAUCGUACUUCAAAUGCAUAAAUCCUUUUGAUUUUACAUUAUAUUUCGGUCUCGAUUUACCACUUACAAGAUAUCUUUUACUUCAGAUAAUUAGCCUAAUAAAGUACAGUGAUCUAAUUACUGUUGAGAAUAAACCAGUGGUUGAAUACAUAUACUCGGUGGGAAAUAACGACCAAGUCGACUCAAGAUGUUGUCUUGCGAUGUUUUCAACUCUUUUUGGAUUCGGAUUGAUUUACUCUACUCAAAUGAUUUUUAUAUUCUUACUCGUUAUUUUAUGUUUACGGAUGUUCAAUGUACUAUUUUUAAUGGUAUCUAAAUAUCAUCUUGCAGACUCAUUGAAGCAAAUGAAAAAAUUCUCUCACAGAUCCCAUCUUAUCGUUCUUUUCUUACAAGAUCUCAAUACCCGCCGUUAUUUCGGUCCCAAAAUUGUAGAUAAAAGUACAUUUAAAAUUUUCCCACUAAUAUACCAUCAGGCGUACAACUUUAUGCGCGCUUACCUUAUAGAAUUGAUUGAUUUUUCUGUUAAAUUGGGAAACUUAAUUGAUGAAAAUAAUUCUGAGAUACCAUUGGAGAUGUCAACUUCAGAACUGAUUCAAUUAAAAUGUGACAUAGAAGAAAAGCCUAAAGACCCAAGCAUCGAAAAUCUACGAAUGUUUUGUGAACUGUUAAAACUGUUAACAUCUGAUCUCUUAGUCAAAUUGUCAUUCUCGUUUUGCCAAUCAAGACGGGAUACUUUUCACCUAUUACGAUUGAUUAUGUCGGUAUGGAAAUGGGACUACUUUUUGACUAGAAUAAAGAAUGAAUUCAAUAAACUGAAUGAAUUGCAUUCAAUGAUUUUAAAUGGCAAGCUCAUACAUAAUGAUGCUCGAACUACAAAAGAAUGUGCUCGAAUAACUCACGAAUUAUUGCUGCAUCUUCUUGUUUCAUUGGAACAUGCCAACAAUUUGAAGUCCUAUUCUCAUACGUUGUCAAUUGAAUGCAUCCCUGAUUUUUUGAAUGAAUUGGAUAAUGCUCAAACUGCAGACAAUGUUGAUAUUUCAAAAGAAAAUAUAGAAACUACUGUUGACUUCCUAUAUUGCCGAGAUGGGAUUUCAUCUAGUAAAGAUGUUCUGAAAGCUGUGGAUCCAAUUGUAGAGGAUGAUGUAUUAGAAGAUAUAGCUGUUGGAGACUCCUCUAGUCGUGAAUCUGAAGCGGAGUACGAAAAUGUUGAUUGCGUGAAUUCGCUAAAGAACCCAUCAUCAGGUAUGCAUGUCACUGUACUGAAAGAACUUAAAAAUGUAAUAUCUCACCGUCGAGUGAUUAUGCAGGAGCGUGAAGAAUGUGCUUUAAAACGACGAUUGCAGAUAGAGUGUCCUGAUAACGAAAAGCCGAGUCUAUCUACUAACAGGGUCAGCCUAAGUUCUGAAAAGCAGCUUCAAACUCAGUUUGCAUUAUCCAAUUCACUUGAUACAAAUGAAAGCAACUGUGCUUCUAUGGAUGAUAAACUACUAGAAUUUUUCCAAACUCCUUUGUGUAAUUCAUCAUGCGAAUAUUUCAAAAAGUCCCGUACUAGGCGUCGAAAUUUAAAAUGUAAUGUUUUAAAAAGAAACUCAAUCUUUUUUCAGCUGUCAUCUACUAAUGUACAUGAAAAUUAUAGAAGUUCAAAUUGUUCUGACCCAAUUGUAUUGAAAAAUGUUUCACAGUCAAAAAACCCACCAGAUAAUAAGUUUCUACAAUCUUCUGCACUAGCGAAUGCUUUAAUGAAUCAACGUAAAUUGUUGGGGUUAGCCACAGAGGAUUUUUUUACCGGAAUUGGUUCAGGUGAAAUGUGUGUUGAAAUGUCAGAAGAGAAUCAUACAGGGAUUUCAUCAUAAUCACUGAGUUUUUCUUCACAAUUAUCAUCAUGUAGUAAUAGACAUUGUAUAUUAUUCAUUUUGUUAUUUUUCUGUGUAACUCUUCUGACACUUGAGAGUACAGUCGCAUUGUAUUUUGUUAAAACUGAAAUAUACGUCUAGAUACGUGGUAUGAGUACGUAAUAGAUACUAUUGAAUGCAUGUUCGAGGAUUCAAUGUUGUAAUUGGGUAAUAUAGAUUUUUACCCUUUGAAUUUCGUACGUAUUACCGAACGGAAAUCUGAUUUGUUUUGAAGUAUCUUCUUUGCUUCUUGAUCGCACUUGCGACGUUUAUGUCCUAACACGAUCAAGUGAAGUAACGGCAGAAUAAUUCUCCCGAAUUUAUGAUGAAGUUUGUCUUUUGAAUACCAAACUAGCUGGAGUCUAGCAUAUUGUUAUUAGUUUAUUCUUCUGUUGUGAUAAGGGUCUCUUGAAGAUGUGUCCUAUAGCUCGAUUCAAUCACUGAUUGCAAACUUGACGCCUGACUAACCUGCGAUGAUAAAGAGAAUCAAGACUACGUGUGAUCUUCACUGCUAAAAGCUGAAUAAUUUGCUCAAAAUUUAUGGAAAAAUGUAGGUUACGUGUGAUACGUUUGCAGGAUAGCAGCGAUUUCUCUAACGGUGACUCUGAUACUAUAUACAACGGUUCUGUUCUCUUUCAGCCCCACCUACUCCGACUGGCAAAUCUUAGACCGAAGAAGGGAGAUAUGUAUCCAUAGUAAUUCAAUUGCACAUCGAUUGAUUUUGAUGGUUAUUAAUUGCGGAACUUAAGGUCUUG
This is a messenger RNA of Schistosoma mattheei, 2801 nucleotides long. The record is from the annotation of a GenBank genome assembly. NCBI's taxonomy places the organism in Eukaryota, Metazoa, Platyhelminthes, Trematoda, Strigeidida, Schistosomatidae.